AUGGGCGACGCAUCUAUUGCAAUGGAACCCAUCUCCGAACGAAAACAACUGUACCAAGAUCUCUGUGACCUGGAGAUCCCAAGCGUGAUCAAGCUCUCUCCAAAUGCUCGCCAAGUCUUGUACGCCACCAAUCUAACCUGGAGCCAGAAAAAGGGGAAACAUUGUCUUUCCACGAUCUGGCUAGGGGAGACGGGUCAAGCGAACUCUUCUCGGAAGUUAACAUCUGGUCUGUCCAAGGACUAUUGGCCUCGCUGGAACCCAAAUGGCGAUAGCUUAGCUUUCAUCUCUGACCGUGCUGAGGCCGGUAAGAAAUGGGCUAUAUACAUGAUGAACGUCAGGAAUGGCACUGUCGAAGGCGAGGCGUAUCCUAUCACGGACACUGAUAACGAACGUCCCAUAGCCGCUUUCGAGUUCUCGCCAGAUGGCAAGAGGAUCGCCUUGAUUCGUGCAGACCCCAAGACUGCCGAAGAGAAAGCCCGCGAAGACAACGGCGAGGACUGGCAGGUCUGGUGUGAAGAUUGGACGUAUGAUAGAUUGUACGUGAUUGACGACCUUACGACCAGGAAAGUGUCUCGAGUCACCGGAGAAUCUGGUCAGCAACGGCAUGUCACUGGCUUCUGCUGGAGCCCUGAUUCCGAAAACAUCGUCUUCGCGAACACUAAGUCGCCGCACAUCGAGGAACCAUACCUCACCGGCUCGGACAUCUCCAUCUUGUGGCUAGGUCAGUCGACCCGGGAGACUGUUGGACACAUUCCCAACGUCGUGAAGAAUGUAAAGUGGGCUGCUGAUGGGAAGAUCUACUUUUGCUCAGGUACGCCCGAUGACAAAGAGUGUGCCGGCCACUGUCACGUCCGGGCAGCUUUUGGUGUCGAGAACGACGUUGAUAGCAUCACCUUGGUAGAAGGUCGGGUUGUGGCGAAGGUGCAGCAUGGCCUUCGAGAUCAGAUCUGCCUCGUGCCAUCCGGCGAAGUCAUGUAUUCGGAACAUGCAGAGAUUCAAGCUUUCGAUGUAACCCUGGGGCCGAACAACAAAACGAUCAUCGCCGUCGCCACCUCCGACGUCAAUGCGCCUAUAGAGGUUUAUACUCGCGAUAUUGAUGCCCAGAACAUGGUCAAGCUGUCAACUCAUGGCGCAACGUUCUCGGACCGCACAUUUGGAACCUGCCAAUUCCUCAAUACCCGCUCCGCCGACGACAAGGUCGAGCUUGACGCAGUCCAUCUAACACCAUCAUUGGCGACGCCUUCAUCGUCGACACCACUACCGACGGUGGUCCUCAUCCAUGGUGGGCCUACUUCCCGCAACACCAACGCCUUCAACACUCUCUACUACUUCUGGACACCAUACCUCCUAUCCUUAGGCUACGCCAUCCUCCUGCCGAACUACCGUGGAAGCAGCGGCAAAGGUGAAGCCUUCGCCUCCUGGUCCAUCAAGCCCUCUGGCCGUGGAAAGUAUGACCAUGAAGAUGUUAUCACUCUAACGCAACUCGUCGUCGAUCAGGAGCUGGCAGAUCCAGGCAAGCUGAUGGUAGGCGGGCUAUCCCAAGGCGGCUUUUUGACAUACUUGUGUAGCGUUCGCAACGACCGAGAAUGGCGCUUCAAGGCAGCCAUAGCUCUUGCCGGCAUCACGGACGUAGACACAAUGGCACUGACAUCUGAUCUUGGCGCAACUCUCGAGACCGAGCUAAGUGGCGGCCGCACGCCGUGGAAUGUGCCAAAGGUGGAUACUCGUAGCCGCCAGGCGUCGGCUCUUUGGGAGUUUCACGAAGCGAUGCAGAGGAGUAAGGAGACUGGCAAGAUGAUUGUGCCACCGAUGUUGAUUAUGCACGGUGAGAAGGAUGAGAGAUGUCCCAUCACCCAGGCUUGGGGCAUGAGGAGAGCACUUGCUGGCCAGAAUUUGCCAUUCGAGUUCGUGACGUAUCCGAGGCAGGGCCACCUUUUCGCUGAGCAAAAGCUUUGGAAUGAUAUGGCUGAAAGAGUUGGUAGGUGGUGCGAUACGUACAUCAGGCCUGGAAGAUGA
This is a messenger RNA of Fulvia fulva, 2016 nucleotides long. RefSeq names its product Acylamino-acid-releasing enzyme. Gene Ontology annotation, biological process: proteolysis. The transcript is spliced from 2 exons. NCBI's taxonomy places the organism in Eukaryota, Fungi, Ascomycota, Dothideomycetes, Mycosphaerellales, Mycosphaerellaceae. Bases 1 to 2016 code for a protein of 671 amino acids. The record is from RefSeq and is a predicted model, not a curated record. Gene Ontology annotation, molecular function: serine-type endopeptidase activity.